This is a messenger RNA of Kuraishia capsulata CBS 1993, 315 nucleotides long. RefSeq lists its product as uncharacterized. The transcript has 2 exons. The record is from RefSeq and is a predicted model, not a curated record. The coding region runs from base 1 to 315 and encodes 104 amino acids. NCBI's taxonomy places the organism in Eukaryota, Fungi, Ascomycota, Pichiomycetes, Pichiales, Pichiaceae.
AUGCAUCCUGUGUUGGAUAAAGAUAGGUUUAUGGCCUGCGAGGACCUCAUUGAAGCUCUCGAGGAAUGCCACAGACUAAACUUCAUGAAAAAAGCCUUUGGUGCUUGCAACAUACAAAAGUCACAACUUUCAAACUGUCUACACGAGACCCGUCUGGCAGCAGACCGUGAGAAGAUCCUGGUGAGGAGGGAGAAGAACAAGAAGUUUGAAGAGAAGAUGAAAAAGAUUAAGGAGGAAGAAUGGGGCAAGGAUAUGAAACUGAAAAAAGUGGUCGAGAAGGAACUGGAGCGUCUGGCAGCCCAGGGAAAGCAAUAG